UCCAUCCAAGUGGAUCUAGAAGUUGGCGUUCUAGACAGGGUGAAGAGCGGGAAGCUGGGCAACCUAUUUCGACCCGAUACGUUUGUCUCCGCUGAGCCGGGCAUGGGAAACAACUGGGCCAAAGGAUGUAGUAAAUUCAUAGGCGCUGAGCUCGUAGAUGAGAUUCUAGAGACAAUUAGGAGACAAUUGGAGGCUUGCGAUGCCCUACAAGGGUUCCAACUCAUCUACUCACUGGGAGGAGGGACUGGAUCGGGUCUUGGAUGUUUAUUGCUCUCAAAGCUGCGAGAGGAAUACCCCGACCGCAUGCUUGCUACCUUCUCCAUCAUGCCCUCACCCAAGGUAUCGGAAACCGUCAUCGAAGUAUUUGCUCUCUGUCCUCAUUCUGUCUCGAGUCCUCGAUAG
Desarmillaria tabescens is the source of this 402-nucleotide messenger RNA. Its product is annotated as Tubulin/FtsZ, GTPase domain-containing protein. The annotation marks the transcript as partial. Gene Ontology annotation, cellular component: microtubule; cytoplasm. The record is from RefSeq and is a predicted model, not a curated record. Gene Ontology annotation, biological process: mitotic cell cycle; microtubule cytoskeleton organization. Gene Ontology annotation, molecular function: structural constituent of cytoskeleton; GTP binding. The transcript is spliced from 5 exons. Lineage: Eukaryota; Fungi; Basidiomycota; Agaricomycetes; Agaricales; Physalacriaceae.